Molecule: messenger RNA, 1227 nt
Organism: Asterias rubens (European starfish)
Lineage: Eukaryota; Metazoa; Echinodermata; Asteroidea; Forcipulatida; Asteriidae
Exons: 2
Coding region: 1-1227 (408 amino acids)
Source: RefSeq, a predicted model, not a curated record
AUGAACAAACAGACAAACGGACUAAGACAGAUGCGCUCGUUGUUCGUGCUGCCAGUGCUAACUGAUAUUGUCAAUACUUCUCUCACAAGCGGUGUGUUUUCAAUGGACCUCAAACAAGCCAUUGUUAGUCCUAUCUUGAAAAAGAACAACUUGGAUUGUAAUGAGUUAAACAACUACAGGCCUAGGCCUGUGUCUAACAUCGGAUUCAGUGGUAAGGUAAUUGAGAGGGCAGCCAUUCUCCAGGUCAAUGAGUACAUCCAAGCAAAUAAUCUUGAUGAGCCGUUUCUGUCAGCUUAUACAAAUAAGCAUAGCACUGAAACGGCAUUUCUCAAGGUGAAAAACGAUACCACCCAGGCCCUUGAUCAUAACAGAGCUGCCUUCUUAGUUGCAUUUGACCUUUCUCUGCUGCCUUCGAUGCCAUUGACCAUGACAUCCUUCUUCACCGCCUGGAACAUGGCUUUGGUAUCGAGGGUACAGUACACAGGUGGUUCAAAUCUUACAUUACUGGCCGCCAGUUUAGAGUUACUAUUAGAGGUUCCAGGUGACGCAGUUUGUGCCAUCUUUAGACUGUCGUCUAGUGUGGAGGAGCUUCGUCUUUGGCUUGCGAACAACAUGCUCAAACUUAACGACUCCAAGGCCGAGGUCUUCAUUGCUGCCUCCCCACAAAACAUGAACAGGCUAUCCAACACCACCAUACAGAUCGGGUCAGCUACAAUUACUCCAUCUUCUACUAUCAAGAAACUUGGCGUCACUUUCGAUACAGCCAUGACCAUGUCAGUUUACGUUACAUCGCUGUGCAAAUCUAUUAACUUUCUUCUGUGGAACUUGGCGAGAAUUCGCAGGUUUCUGGACCGUGACGCUUGUUCAAAUGCAAUGCGGGCUCUUGUACUUUCAAAGCUGGACUACGCCAAUGCACUCCUUUUGGGAUCCAAGAAUAAAGAUGUGGCUCGUCUGCAGCGCCUACAAAAUCGGGCAGCCCGCAUUGUAUUCCAGGUUCCACGUCGUCAUUCCACAUCUCUUCUGUUAAACACUCUACACUGGCUGCCACUUGACAAACGGAUCAAGUUGAAAACACUACUCUACAUCUUCAAAGCUCUGAACGAUCUGUCGCCUGUCUACCUGAAAGACUGCAUUGCCACCCAUGUACCAUCUAGGGAAGGCCUGCAAUCGAGCCGGGACGUUACUCGUCUUUCCAUUCCAAAGAGUAGCAGGCGGAUAGGCGAUUGA